Molecule: messenger RNA, 350 nt
Organism: Staurois parvus
Lineage: Eukaryota; Metazoa; Chordata; Amphibia; Anura; Ranidae
Source: the annotation of a GenBank genome assembly
CUAGAAGCCAAGAGACAGAGGAAAGAGAUGGUGCAAAGCAGCCAGUAUUCUUUGGGAGCAUGAAACAGUCUAGCAUGAGCAGCAUCAGCAGUAUUUGUACUGAUGGGGGAAGCAUUGACAAUGGUAAUGUCAGUGGAGAAAUUGAAUUUGCUAUCAAAUAUACAAUGAAGACGUCAUCUCUAGAAAUUUCUAUCAAAGGAUGUAAGAACCUGACAUAUGGAGAAGAGAAGAAAAAGAAGUGUAACCCGUAUGUGAAGACAUACUUACUUCCAGAUAGAUCUUCUGCUAGUAAAAUGAAGACAAGUGCUAAAAGGAAUACAGUGGACCCAAUAUUCAAUGAAAGUUUAAAG